GGUUUCUCUCUGACCACACUAGUGGUGUGACGGAGCUCCAAUGCGCUGCUGGAAUUAAUUUAAUUCGUUAUUGCUCAAUCCGCCCCUUUGCAAGGAGAGACGGUCUUGGCAGCCUCCUCUGCUUUCCAGCAGCAGCAGUAAAGCAACGCUUUCCAAGAGGAGAGCGCAGAUCGGGAGAGGGCAAGAUUCUGCAGACUCACAGCCAGCACCCUCAACUCUGACAGGCAGCGGCUCUCUCUGAGCCGAUCAGGCAGCGUGUGCAUGCGCCUCUUCCACGCCCCUUCCACAACUCUGCCAACUCGGGGCUGCUUGUAUAAUGGGACGUGGGAACGCCUGUCUGCGGGAGCAUGUGCUCUGCCACUGAUCCUGGCUCGCAGCACACGCCCUCCUUAAGACUGUUUGCAAACCCAGAACCUUGAAAGGAGCAAAGAGAAGCCGAUCCACAAGGCCAGCACGAGACAGCCAUGCCCAUCUCGAGGAAGUUCAGAGGGCAAACUUCACCCACUGUUGGGCUAUAAAGAAUAUUGCUGGGUGUUCCCUGCUCCAUUCAAGGUGCAUGUAUGUGCAUAUACUGAAGAUCUCGCUCUCUCUAUAUAUAUCUCUGCCUUAUUUCCAUUUGGGGCAUUCGCUGCAAACAGAGCAGCAACUCAGAUCAGAGAACUGACAGCAGGAGCGUUUAAAAUGAAGACUGAAAAUCAAUAUACGGGCGGCGUGCCAUGCGAAGGCAGGAAGGGGGUGAGUGUCUGCCUGGCAGACGACGCUGUUUCCUUGUCUUUUUCUGUGGGCAUGUGGGUCGAGGGGUAAACGGGCAAAAUACAGUAGAAUUUUGCCAAUUGCAACACAGAACCUCUUGUUUUACAACAGAAUAUCCCAAUUUUCAUGCGGAAUGUUGGAGGGUGUGGACUCAGACCACAGUCUGUUUGCUGCUGGAUCUUGGAGACAGGCCUGUUUUUAAGGAUUUUUUUUCAGGGUGUGUUGGUGGGGGGGGGGGCAGGGUCACUGCAAGACAGAAAAGGCUGAGGGUUUGGCGGAGUUCCCCUGGUCACAAAACCCCAUGACAUAAAGGUCCAAAAAGACACGUUGUCAGAAGAGCAGGUGGUUGUGCACUGAAAAAUAUUGGCAUUUUAUUUUUUAGAAAAAGAGGCAAUGGAGUUAGGAUGUUGAGAAUUUGAGGCACCCGGGUUUCAACCCUACAGACAUCUUUGCACAAUAUUGAUUGGUCAACAUUUUGGCAUGCUGGCAAUCAGCAUCCGAUGUCUGAGAUUCCGUUUUCUGUAGUCUUUUAAGCACUGUGUAGUUUUUCCUCGGUCUGCAACAUUCUUUUUUUGUUCCAAGCAAGGAGCCUGUGCAUGCCCAACAGCACUGCAGGGAAACAAGGGGAGAUAAUCUGCCCUGCUAAUUGCCAAAGGUGCAGGGGUGGCGUGACUUGCAAACAACCCAACCCUGGGCUGGCAGGGUUUUUAUUACUGCAGGCACGCAUCCAUAAAGCAGCAGGCAGUUCCACAGGUGCACUUUGAAUCUCUUCACUGCUGACUGGUGAUGCAUGGUUUGGGUCACAGCCCUCAGAGAAUGCAUUGUAGGUCCGCGGAGAAGGCAGAGACAUCUUGAGCCAACCUAGGUAAAGGUAAAGGGACCCCUGACCAUUAGGUCCAGUCGCUGACGACUCUGGGGUUGCAGCGCUCAUCUUGCUAUAUUGGCCGGGGGAGCCGGCAUACAGCUUCCAGGUCAUGUGGCCAGCAUGACUAAGCCGCUUCUGUCAAACCAGAGCAGCACACAGAAACGCCGUUUACCUUCCCACCGGAGCGGUACCUAUUUAUCUACUUGCACUUUGGCAUGCUUUCGAACUGCUAGGUUGGCAGGAGCAGGGACCGAGCAAUGGGAGCUCACCCCGUCACGGGGAUUCGAACUGCCGACCUUCUGAUCGGCAAGCCCUAGGCUCUGUGGUUUAACCCACAGCGCCACCUGCGUCCCAUUUGAGCCAACCCUACAGACCCAUAAAUGUGAGCUUGAGACCCAGGAGCCGUUUGUCAAUGCCAAAAUGCCCAGCCUAAAACAUGUGAAGUAGUAGUGAAGCGAGUGCCUCUGAGCAUGUACUGAGUUCCUAGUAUUUAGUUCUUAAUUGAGACUUUCCAGAGCCUGAUUUUAGGUAGUUAUGCUUUCUGGCCUGGAUGCUUGACCCAACCCCAAGCCUGUAGAGGUUGGAUGUGCCAAUUUGGUAAUGCAUUCUGCACAUGCUCAGAGUCAUAGCAUGGGGGAAGUGUCCCAUUCUACCAAGAAUAAAUGUUGCACUUUUGCAUGCUGUGGUAUGUAAUUUCCCCAUGAGAGAAGCAGAAAUGGCAAGCCAGCUGUGCACUAAAGUUGGCAUCAGCCCCAUACCUUUUCAAAAUACCUGGAGGUCUCUUGCGUAGAAGAUGACAAAGACUUGCAAGGCUGCCUUCACACUGUACAUUUAAAAGAGCAUGGCUUCCUCACAGAGUAUCCUGGGAACUGUAGCUCACAGCGCCCUUAACAAACUACUGCCCCAACCAGCAUAGCCACUGGUUGGGAAGACACAAUUUGCAAUUGAAGAUAAUUGCUCCAUGGACAGCAGACUAGUCACUGGAAGUCGCUGAGAGCUAGAAGUUCAUAGGACUUUAACAUCAGCUGAACCAGAAUGACUGAAAGACUCCCUAAUUCGAGAGAGUAAAACCACGUUCGCACCAUUCAUUUAUAAUGCUAUGGUACCAUUUAAACAGUCGUGGCUUCACCCAUGGAAACCUGGGGGCUGCAGUUUGCUCAAGGUGCUGAGAGUUGUUAGGAGACUCCCUAUUCCCCAUUUAAAGUGGUAUGAUACUGCUUUAAAUGUACAGUGUGAAUGUGGCCUAAGGCUGUGCAUACACUGAAUUUUUAAAGCACAUUGUUCCCCCUUAAGAAUGCCGGGAACUGUAGUUCACCCCUUGGAACUAUAGUUCCCAGCACCCAUAACAAACUACAGAUCCCAGGAUUGGGGUUUUUUUUGGGGGGGGGAAUCAUGUACUUUAAAUGUGUGGUGUGCCUAUGUAUGUUCUCUCCUGAGAGCAAAUCGAUCAGAAGGACUUAAGUGGAGGAAGGCUGAUUGCAUUUGAAAACUGACAGAAACAUCUUCAACAAUGGAACUAGUUACAGUACCUAGGAAUUGGUGUUGGGUCUCACUUAAGAAUGUAAGAGGAGCCCUGCAGGAUCAGGCCAAGAGCCCAUAUAGUCCAACAUCCUGCUCUCGCCAGUUGCCUUUGGGGACCCCUCAAGCGGGCCUGAGCACUGCGGGCUGUCCCAAGUUGAUAGCUAUCAUUGCUUGCUGUGGGAGGGACAUGUUACGGAAAAAUCUAGGUACAAGGCUGCUCAGUCACCGGCAGAGCCCGUGGGUCCCUGCGGAAUAAAGGAAGGAGUCCAGCCACCAACUGGAGCAAAUAGCUGUAGACCAAAGUUUAUUGCGCAACAGGUUCAAGGAGGAAUUUUGAACCCCAAGGAUGGGGUGACAAGGACUUUUAAAAGUUUCUAUCUUACCCCAGCAUACAGUUCAUUAAGCAUCAUCACUACAUCAUUGCUACAUCAGAAAAGGGGAAGGUUAUACAUGAUAAACAUAGGAGGAAUGUGUUGGGGCAACAGGCGGAUACAGGAUAUGUAUUGGGAAGUACAUUCUAAGCACCUACUACAAAGGGACAAUAGGACUUUGGUUUGCAUAGUCUGCCACCACCUAUGGUUUCCAAGUCCUUGGCCAACGAAGCAAAUUGGCGGUGGAAUGAAGGAAACUGGCAAAGGAGUUGAUUUUAUAUGAUUUUUAAAGCUAGGUAACUUCCCUGAGCUGUCAAGUCGAAAUGAUACGUUUAUGCAUAAUAUUUGUAACAUUUAACAACUUUAAAGAUGUGCCCCGCCCCGCCCCCCGUAAUUUCCGUAACAAACUUUGUGCUGCACAAAGAAGCACAUUUCUUUUAUGAGUCUUGAAUCUUCCAACAUUCAGCCUCAUUGGAGCCCCACAAAUUCUAGUGUUAUGAGAGAGGAAGAAAAAACUUUCCCUGAACUGAAAAAAAUCCCAAAUGUUGCAACCAUCUACUUGUUACAGUUAGGGAGGCGAUGAGCCAGCAAUAAAUCUGCCUCCAGGGUGCUUGGGUGGGCGCCAGAAUAUGUCAAACGGGGGGGGGGGGCAGGGAGGUGGGAGGAGCAGAGAGAGCAGAGAGGUCAACUGUGGUCAUUGGGAAGGCCUGGGUCCUCAAUGGAAAAUAUGAUCCACCUUCCUGGAAGACGGGGAACGAAACUCUUUAUGCCCUGGCAGUGUUUUUAAAAGCCCCCAGCUGCAACCUUGGCCAGAAACGCCACGUUGUUUAUAGGCUGGUACCUUGUGAUGUGGAAGGAUCUUUCGGAACGUGCGUGGAAAGGUCAUCCAUCCUUCCGAAAUUGUUCAGCUAGAAAUACAGGACUUUUUUUCCAGGGGUGGGGGGUGGGAGGGAGUGAUGGAAAAAUCCAGAUCGCUUGCCUUUCCAAUAUUUUCUCCAUGUCUUUGCUUUUUAAAUGUUGGCGAGUUUGGAUCUGCAUGUCGCUCUGGGGCUUUUUAAAAAGAGAAAGCAAUGAAUGAAUGAAAUGAAUAAUCCUAAUACAGUGGUAAAAGGUAAAGGGACCCCUGACCAUUAGGUCCAGUCGUGACCGACUCUGGGAUUUUAUUGGCCAAGGGAGCUGGCGUACAGCUUCUGGGUCAUGUGGCCAGCAUGACUGAGCUGCUUCUGGCGAACCAGAGCAGCGCACAGAAAGGCCGUUUACCUUCCCGCAGGCGCGGUACCUAUUUAUCUACCUGCACUUUGACGUGCUUUCGAACUGCUAGGUUGGCAGGAGCAGGGACCGAGCAACGGGAGCUCACCCCGUCGUGGGGAUUCAAACUGCCAACCUUCUGAUCAGCAAGUCCUAGGCUCUGUGGUUUAACCCACAGCGCCACCCGUGUCAAUACAGUGGUACCUCGUGUUAAGUACUUAAUUCAUUCCGGAGGUCCGUUCUUAACCUGAAACUGUUCUUAACCUGAAGCACCACUUUAGCUAAUGGGGCCUCCUGCUGCUGCCACCGCGCUGCUGGAGCCUGAUUUCUGUUCUCAUCCUGAAGCAAAGUUCUUAACCUGAAGCACUAUUUCUGGGUUAGCGGAGUCUGUAACCUGAAGCAUAUGUAACCUGAAGCGUAUGUAACCCGAGGUACCACUGUAAUGGCUCAAAGAAAAAGGGAGCCAGUCUUGUAAUGUAAGCCAGGCUAAGAGAUCAUGCCUGGCCCAAGGUCACUGAGUGAGUGUCAUGGCUGAGUAUGGAUGUGUAGAUAUUUUCCAGCUUUGCAGGUGGUUGAGCCUUUGGGUCCCCUCCAACUCUAUAAUUCUAUUAACUUUGAAUAGGACGGCAGAUCCAUCCUUUUGGACCCGUACAUGAAAAGUUAAGCUGCCAUUUCUCAUCACAGCACUGUGCUGUUUUGAACAGUUGGUAAGAGAUGUCAGGGCAAUGGUGUUCCUCUAGCUUUUUCCUAACCUAAGCCAUACUUUCCUGGUUUUUCAAACAGGAUUAAAUAGGUUCUUGCAGGGUAAAUGAUUAAUUAAUAUAAAAGGUUUGCCCUCAAUGUGGGACAGAAACUUUCCUGGACCGAGGGCUGCAUUCCCUUCUGGGCAACCUUCCGAGGGCCAAAUGCCAGUGGUGGGUGUGGCCAGAGACAAAAGUGGGUGGGGCAAUGAAUGACCUUUUUUUAAAACCUUUUGCGUACAAGGCUAGUUCCUGCAAAUACUGUACUCCAUCUAAGCAAGAGGCAUGAUCAGAGUUCAAGGACGCAUUUCCAGCCGGGGGUGUGGUCUUGGGGUGUGAAUCAGAGCCGGCAAAGGGGGUGUGGUUGGGAAGAGUUCCGAGGGCCAGAUAAGAGAGGCGAGGAGGACCACAUGUGGUUCCUUGCUCUUUGCACGUUUGGGAUAAGGAAGGACACUUCCUGGGCUGAUUUUAGGAAGCUGGUUGACCCUCCAACCACUCUCACCUCUUCUUGCCUGCAGAGAAUGACCCUCGUCCUCAGCUUGGUGACCUUCGUGGCUGCCUUUGGUUCAUCUUUCCAGUAUGGCUACAACGUCUCUGUGAUAAACUCUCCAGAACUGGUAGGUAGAGUCUCUGUGCUCGCUCACACCUUUCCCACUUUGCAUCACCGGAGGCCAGAGAUCCCUUUCUCCUCAUGCAGAUGGGCCAGCACAAUAAACUUGCUGAUUUAAUGCUGCAUUUUACAAUGUUGCAACCCACCCACCCUGUGACCUUAGGACUGGAAAGUAUUAAUAAUAAUAUAAAGACGUUCUUUGUUGAUAGAACUUUGAGCACCAUCAACCAGAAAUGGUGAACGUUGACAUGGUUUACAUCAGGUAAAGGGGAAGCUGUGGCCUCCCAGAGGUUGUUGUACUCCAAUACCCAUCGUCCAGAGCGACCAGUCCUCAUGGAUGAUGGGUUCUGUAGUCCCACAACAUCCGGAAAUCCGCAGGUUCCCUGUUCCUGGCUUACUUAGAAGAGGGCAUUGUUGAUGAACCUUGAUACCUCUCUUCUUCCAGUUCAUGAAAGCUUUUUACAACGAAACCUACUAUGAAAGGAAUGGGGAGUACAUGAGCAAGGACAUGAUAACAGCCCUCUGGUCGAUCACAGUGUCUUUCUUCCCGCUCGGAGGGUUCUUUGGGUCGCUUUUGGUUGGCCCCAUGGUGAACAAAUGCGGCAGGUAAGAAAAGCAUGGUUCUGGCUCACAUUGCUGGUUGUGGUGUGAUGCAGAGGGGGUGCAAAGCAAGGGCAGCCAGGAUAGGGCCUUCUAGAUGUUGUUGCCCUAAAGGGUUUACAACUUCCCAUGACUCCUGGGAGCACCAGCCAGAAAGGAGUCUCCCUCCUGCUCCUGUCUCUGAAUGAGUGCCAUCUCUGACUUUUUAUUAUGACUGAUUGAAACAGGUAUGGGGACCUGGGGACUGCACCAGAUUCUUGUUGUCGGACUCUGCUGCAAAAGUUCCAAAUAUUGGUAUAGGAAUUCAAGAGUGGCUUGUGAGAGCCAUACAGUUGAGCUGGAGCAACCAGCUCAAACCUCUUCCCAAGCUGAGCUUCUCAGGUAGACUGGGGAAGAACAAAGGCUUGCUUGUUGUUGACGCACCCGACCAUAAGACACACCUAGUUUAAGAGGAGGAGAACAAGAAAAAAAAUAUUCUCUCACUCUCUGCGCAGCGCCUCUCCAGCAAACCGGGAGGGGAAAUGGAAGGGGAUCUGUUUCUCCUCCCGCUUUGCUGAAGGGGCGCCGCACAGCUCCCCCCCUCUGUGCAGCGCCUCUCCAGCGAAGCGAAGUCAGAACAGCAAAAGGGAUCGCUGCGCAGGGGGAAAAGUGCAUCUUAUACAGCGAGAAAUACAGUAUUUCCUCUCAAGGGGAGGGGAAGUGACCUAGGCUAAGCCUGGCAGGACAGCUUACUCUACUAUAGCAUUAACCAUUAACUUAAGCAUGUUGGUUAUAUGAGAUUGGUUAUCCCACAACUCCCUCCCUCCCUCCCCAGAAAGGGCACCUUACUGAUCAACAACGUCUUCUCCAUCAUCCCUGCAAUUCUCAUGGGAGCCUCCAAGGUGGCAAAGACUUUCGAAGUGAUCAUCGUCUGUCGGGUCAUCAUUGGCAUCUGUGCAGGUGAGCCCAGCAGAGCACCUGUGCACCUGUCUUAAGUUACCUUCUUAAGAAGGCCUGCAUUUUUUGGAACCUCUAUCCAGACCGUUCCUCUGGGUUGGGUUCGGAUACGCUGCACCCUUUUGUUGCCGUUCCCAGAUUCAUCUGCAUUUGUCUUGCUGUCUUUUCCACCAGGCCUGUCUUCCAACGUUGUCCCCAUGUACCUUGGAGAGCUGUCUCCCAAAAACCUAAGGGGGGCCGUGGGGGUGGUCCCGCAGCUCUUCAUCACCAUCGGGAUCCUCGCUGCUCAGAUUCUGGGCAUGCGGAUGAUCCUUGGAAGCACAGAAGGUAAAUGAGGAAUGCGUCGAAUUUCCUGCUCUGAUAGCAUUUUAUUUAUCUGUUUAGAGGGGCUUUUAAAAAAAACUAUAAAAAAACCUCUGCUCUUCAGCCAAAGAGGCUCCCAGAAUUGCUUGCAUUAAAAAAAAACAAGAACAAGACAAGCUACCUAGUUCCCACAUAGCUGUCAACCGUCCCUUAUUUUGCGGGAAACUCCCUUAUCCCAGCGCUGUGUCCUGCUGCUGUCUCUUAUUGAGGAUGUCCCUUAAAUUUCCCGGGUUUCAAAGGAAGCAGCUCCUCUCCCUCCCUCACUGCUGGCCAGGGAGGAGGGAGGCUCCAACUGUGUUGCUUGGCUACGUUGCUCACCCAAUAAGGAGUCUAAGAACGACUAGGGGGGUGGAGCUUGCAUGCCUUGUGCCGAUCAAAUCGGCCGUGUUGCCUGGGGACUCGCCUUUGCUCAGCGCUUCCCAGCGGAGAGGUGACGGUGGUUUUCCUUGCUGCAUCCCCUUUGCCGGGUUGCUGCGCUGUGGGAACCACUGCUUGAGGCUUCGUUUGGCUGCUGGCUGGGCUUUCUGCCUUUGGCUCGGAGGGGCUCAGAAGUUGAACAUACCUGUGCCCUGAAAAUCCCUUAUUUUGGCUGCUGGUCCCUUAUUUUCGAGGCUGCUGGUCCCUUAUUUUCAAAUCUGUAAGUUCACAGCUAUGAGUUCCCAGAAUUGCAACCUAAAAGACAUGACACAAAAGAGGAAAGGGAUAGGGAGGGAGGAGGAAAAGUAGAGUGAAAAUAGUUGCAGAAUGUGGGGGGAUUGAAUAAAUUUGUGGAGGGCAAAGCUGCAUACAGCUACUAGCCACAAUGGCUUGCAUUCUGCCUCCACCAGCACAAGCAGCAUGCCUCUAAAUGCCCAAAGCCCUGGAGUUACUGCCUGUCAGUGUAGACAAUACUGACCUCAAUGGACCUAUGACCUGACUCAGUGUAAGAGAGCUUCCUGUGUCCAACAGGCUGCUAUUAUUAUCUUGUGAACUACCCUGAGAUAUUAUGACGAAGGGUGGUAUAGAAGUCUAAUAAAUAAAUGGAAAUAAAAAUAGAUGACUGACUUGCACAGCACGUAGUUAAACUGUGGAAUUGGCUUCUGCAGGAGGCAGCAGUGACCACCAAUCAGAAUGGCUUUGAGAGAGGAUUAGACACAUUCCAGGAGGUCAAGUCUCUAGACUGCUAAUAGCCACAGUUCUUCCUCCACUGUACCCAAGGCAGUAAUGCUUCUGAAUCUCAGUUGCUGAGAAUCACAGGAGGGCUUCCCAUAACGGCCAUCUGGUUUGGCCGCUGUGAGGACAGGAUGAUGCAGGUGGUGCUGUGGUCUAAACCACUGAGCCUCUUGGGCUUGCCGAUCAGAAGGUCGGCCGUUCGAAUCCACGCGACGGGGUGAGCUCCCGUUGCUCUUUCCCAGCUCCUGCCAACCUAGCAGUUCAAAAGCACACCAGUGCAAGUAGAUAUAUAGGUACCACUGUGGCGGGAAGGUAAAUGGCAUUUCCGUGCACUCUGGUUUCCGUCACUGUGUCCCAUUGAGCCAGAAGUGGUUUAGUCCUGCUGGCCACAUGACCCGGAAAGCAGUCUGUGGACAAAUGCCGGCUCCCUCUUUCUGAAAGCGAGAUGAGUGCCACAACCUCAUAGUCACCUUUGCCUGGACUUAACUGUCCCGGGGUCCUUUGUUAGUUUGUUUUUUUACCUUUGGCCUGAUCCAGCAAACUCUUCUCAUGUGUCUUAUCCUGUUGCAGGCAUAGCAACAUUUCUCUUUUUUCUCAUGUUGCAGGCUGGCCAAUUCUGUUGGGUUUAACUGGGAUCCCUGCAGUACUGCAGCUUUUCCUGCUUCCCUUUUUCCCUGAAAGUCCCAGGUACCUGCUGAUCCAGAAGGGAGAUGAAGCGAGUGCCAUAGCAGGUAAAACACCUACUUAUAAGAUACAAUCUCAAAUGGAGGGAGGCCCUAAGCUACUGAAGGUAACGGGGACCUUUAUAUUUCCAGCUGUCCUUUGUCAACAAAAAAAUUGCCGCUGCUUUUUGUGUUGAAUAUAUGCUAUAUGGCAAUUUAUGGACCUAAUAGGUAUCUAAAGCCAUUUGCACAUGUUGUCAUGCAACCAGUCCAUGCAAAAUGUAGGCACCCUAUAUAUAGAAAUGAGCAAACCAGUGAUAUUUUAGGGAGCAGGCUAGCAGGCGGGGCCCAUUACUUACAUCAUAGUAGCCUACACAACACAAAACGCUGUUGCUGUAUGUAGGUUUUAUUUUACUUGUUUUUUGUCUUAUAUUUUGGAAAUGUACAUCCAGUUUUUUUCCCCUUUAAAAUUUUUGGCGCCCCCAAGAGAGUGGGGCCCUAAGUUAUAGUGUGUUUAGCUUAUACGUAAAUCCAGCACGGGAAGUGAAGCUGGGUAGAGAAGAGGGAUGUGAAACUGCAUCUAACAAGUGUGUAUUUUACUACCUGCGAACUGCUACGGAGGUAUACAAACAACUCCUUGUUCGGUAUCCUGUCUCCGUGAGUGGUAGGAUAUCUUCUUGCUAGUCAAACCAAAGCUAUCUCCUGCGGCCUGAGCUCAGGUGUGACACAGCAUCUGAUUACCUGUGGGCCCUCCCAAUGAUGCUGAACUCCAGCUCCUGUCGAUGCCUGCAGGGGGUGAUGGGAGUUGUAGUCCAAAACCUCUACAGAACGGAUUGACAGUGGUUUUCCAAAGGGGGCAUUACCACCCCCCCAGGGGAGAAGUGGGAUUGCCUGGAGGGUGCUAGAGGUGUAACUUACUAACAGUCUUUGAAUCGCUGGAUCAAGUCCAUCUAUUUUUGUAGAAUUAAUUGAACUAGUUUUAAUUGGAUUGUGAAUAAAUGUGCAAUUAAUCAUUACCAGGGGUGCCAACUUGAAUAAAAUAUUGGAGAGGGGGGCAGGUAAGCCCUACCCUACAUAAUUCAUGCACAUCAUUUGAAUGUCGAUGCCUGUCAACUUCGGGGGUGCCCUACUCCCACAAAUAUUUUAUUGAUCGUUACUGUUUUAUUGAUCAUUACUCCACCCCCAUCGUCUCCACCCCCAUCUUUCAGCCCGGACACUGAGAUCCAGUGCCGAGGGCCUUCUCGGUAGUGGCGCCCACCCUGUGGAACACCCUCCCUUCAGAUGUGAAGGAAAUAAGUAGCUAUCCUAUUUUUUAAAGACAUCUGAAGGCAGCCCUGUUUAGGGAAGUUUUUAAUAUUUAACGCUGUAUUGUUUUUAGUACUUGAUUGGGAGCCGCCCAGAGUGGCUGGGGAAACUUCUUCUUCUUCUUCUUCUUCUUCUUCUUCUUCUUCUUCUUCUUCUUCUUCUUCUUAUUACUGUUUAAAUGUUAAUGUGUUACUGUCUUCCUUAGUGGGUUGUGCUGACCGCUCUUCUGAAUAAUGCCUUUUAUAGAGUAGCCGGGCAGGAUGGCACUGGGCUUGGGUCUAUGGAACCGAGGACCCAUAAAAGUUUAGGAACCACUGUUGUUAAUGAAUGAAAAACCUUGAGAGUGGCAUGGGCUGCAGGCAAAGCACCUCCAGUCUUUUCUGCCAGGUUCCUGCCGCCUUGGUGACCUUCCUUCCUUCCUUCUUCCCAUCCAGCCCUGAGGAAGCUGAGGGGCUGGGAUGACGUAGAGGAGGAGAUGGAGGAGAUGCGCCUGGAGGACCAGGCGGAGAAAGCCGAGGGGCGGAUGUCCGUGCUGACCCUCUUCACCUACCGAGGCCUCCGCUGGCAGCUCAUCUCCAUCAUCGUGAUGAUGGCGGGGCAGCAGCUCUCCGGGAUUAACGCCGUAAGUAAACCAGCAUCCCAAGUCACAGUUCAGAGGGUUGUUGUUUCUUUUCUCCAUGUGCACUCGAACAUAAGUUGGAUGUGAUUCGCCUCACUAGAAGGGGAUCUAAGAGCAACUUCGCUGUGUCUCCUGACUCUGGGCUAUGCAUCACGCUUCUUCCUUUGCAGAGGUACCUUGCCAGAGCAGACCAAAGAGGCCUAUCUAAGCCUAGCAUCCGGAUUCCCAGCAUGCCUAACGAUGGAUGCUUAAGAACAUAAGGAGCCUGUUGGAUCAGGCACAGCCUGUAUUUUAUACUGUAUGUGUUAAGUUGUGGGUGAACAUAUCAGACGACACAGCGAUUCUUCAAACAGCUCUUGUUUAUUAACAGGCCAGGACAGAACUGAACUGAAGGGUUCAGUCAGCCUGCUUAUAUAGAGCUCCACUACAACGUUACUGUAACAACUUUCUAAAACUAUCCAAUCACUGAACGUCACUUUCGAUCCCUUAUUUGCAUAACUAUCUACAGUAUCCCCCUGCUGGCCCAGGGUGAGAACUUCAGUACAUAACAGUAUGUUAUGCUGCUUUUACAAUUAAGUGUUUUAAAUUUGUUGUUAGCCCCCCUGAGCCCGGUUUUUGAACCGGGGAGGGCAGGGUAUAAAUAAAAUUUAUUAUUAUUAUUAUUCCCAUAGGGGUGUCCAGUUGGCCCCAGCGUGCUGGACUAGGUGCUCCUUUGGUUUGAUCCAGGAGGGCUCUACCUAUGUUCUUACUCACCAUUCGCUUCUUGCAAGGGAAUCGGACAAAUUUACAGAGGUCAAGGCUAGCAGUGAUGCCUCUGAAUAGCAGUUGCUGAAAACUGGAGGAGAGCAGAGAGCUCUUCUGCUCAAGUCCUGCUUGCGGGUUUUCCACAGCCAUGUGUUCAGCUACGGUGAGAACAGGACGCUGGACUAUUCCUGCAUUGCAGGGGGUUGGACUGGAUGACCCUUGGGGGUUCCCUUCCGACUCUUACCAUUCUGUGAUUCCAUUGGGCCGAUCCAUCUUGGCACUCUUCUGAUGUUCAACGCUUUCCUGCUUGUGGGCAUGACUGAAUUUUGGUUGCUUGUUUGUCUUUCAUCCAACCCCAGGUCUACUACUAUGCUGACAGUAUCUAUAGGAGCUCAGGUGUGGAGGAAAACGACGUGCAGUUCGUGACUGUGGGGACAGGGGCCGUCAACGUCGUGAUGACGUUGUUAGCGGUACGGCUUACCAUAUUGAUUUAUUAUUAUUAUUUAUUAUUAAGCACCAGAGCUGGGUUAGGUGCUCGACCUGUGUGGGGUGGGGAAGCUAUUAUUAUUAUUAUUAUUAUUAUUAUUAAUUAUUAUUAUUAUUUAUUUAACAAAGUUUAUAUUGAUGGUAACAACCUGGAAGCAAGAAAUAUUAACAUUAUCAAGAAAGGGGUUUCAAGGUGGCAGCCAACAAACAGCUCCUUCGAACUGCUCCUCUGAUAAGCUUUUAAUUUAACCUUAUUAAUUAAUUAAUUAAUUAAUCAAUCAAUGCAUGCAUGCAUGAAUGCUUUUAACAUUUUAAUACUCUCCUUUUAUCUAAGCAAAAUAGUAAAUAUUUCUGUAGUGGGGAUUAAGCUGCUUUUGUUAUAGGCAUGCUACUAAAAUGAUUACUUAAAGACCAGGUUGAAAAACAAGUAGUGAAAACUUGUUUAUUAGAACCUCACAUUGGAACUCCCCAGCUAUUGAUAAUUAUGCAUGUGUCUUCACUGGGCUCUUUUUCGCGCCUGUUAAAAACAUUUUUGUUUUGUCAAGCUUACCCAGAUAUUUAGAACGCUGGUGUGUUUUUUAGGUUUUUUGCUGGUUUUGAUUUUUUGAACAUUUUAAAUAGUUGUUUUCAUCGUUCUUACCAAUAAUUUUAUUGUUUUGUUCUGCUUUGAGGAUUUUUACAGUCAGAAUUUUAUGAAAUAAAUCAUUUCAUUUCAAAUUCACUUUUAGGAUUAAAUAAAUAAAAAUAAACCCAUUUAAAGCAGUAAAAUAUGUACAUAUGAACUAAUAGUGUUCACUGCUAGCAGCAGUUAAGAGGAUCAAUACUCCCUACAGCUGCAUAAAGUAGUUUGUAAAAUAGCAGUGUGUGAAAACUGUAGCGAUCCAACAUGAAAAGCCCCGUUGGACUCAAAAAAUGAGAAUGUAGGGAGCUUGUCUUUAAUCUCCUGGUGUAAGAAUCCCAUAGCUGUGGUGCCACCACCGAAAGGCCCCCGAAUGAAUCCCUUGCACACAAAUUUACAGGCUGCUCUCUUCCUCCCUAUCUUCUAGGUCCUUAUCGUCGAGUCCCUGGGGCGGAGAAUUCUGCUUCUGGCCGGUUUUGGGAUCUGCUGUGUUGCCUGUGCUGUGCUAACGGUGGCUCUGAACCUCAAGGUGCGUUUAGUGAGCAUCUUUGCCUGGGGCGAGGGGCAGCUGUGCUCAUCAAGAUUUUCUGCAUCUAAAACAUGCAAGUACCAACCACCGUGAAGCAUAAUAACAGUCCUCUCCUCCACCCUUUCACAGGCAUAGAUUAUUUAAUAGCCAUAGACCUGGGUAAAGAGGAAUGUUUUUGCCUGGCACCUAAAGACAUGCAGUGAUGGCACCAGGCAAGCCUCUAUGAGGAGAGCAUUCCAAAGUUGGGGGCCACCACAGAAAAGGCCCGUUCUCUUGUUGCCAGCCUUUGAACCUCUAUGGGAUGGGGGACAUAGAGAAGGGCCUCAAAUGACAAACACAGGAUCCGGGUCAGUUUGUAUGCAGAGAGGCAAGCCUUAAGAUAUUGAGGUCCUGUGUAUUAUUAUCUAGAGCAUUUGUACUCCACUCGUCAGCCAAAAAGGUUGGCCCUGCCUGUCACCUUCCUGCUCCCUAGUCCCAGCAUUGCCCUUCUAGAAAUCAGUAGGAAAGAGGAGGAUGUGGGGACAAGUAGUUAGCUCUGCCUGUUACUGCUUCUGGGUCAGCCAGUCGUUGAGCUCUGGCUCCCCCUACUGUUGGGCUCCCUGCCUUCCGCCCAACGGGCACCAACCUCCACUGGUGUUUGAUCGCCCUUCUUGUUUCCCUGUUGACGCCUCAACAGGGAAAUUGAGAAAUGGCUCUAAACAGCAACUCAAUUCCUCAACAGCACAUCAACGGGAUGCCCUACUUGAGUAUAGCCUGCGUUAUCGCCUAUGUCAUCGGACACGCUAUCGGAGCCAGUAAGUAUGCUCAGAAAAAUGAAUGGUUUCCUUACAUCUCUAUGGUAUCAUUGCUGGUGUGAAUCAUUCUCUUUAAUAAUCAUUUCCCUUGCUCACUCAAUCCUUUGCACCUCAGGCUGGGGGAAACUCCUGUCUGGAAACCCCAGGAGCUCCUGCCAGGCAGUGUAGAUAACACUGAGCUAGAUGCACCAAUGGUCUGACUCGGUAUAAGGCAGCUUCCUGUGUCCCUGUAUCUUAAGGGAAGGGCUGUAGCUUCGUGGUAGAGCAUCUGCUUUGCAUGCAGAAGGUCCCAGGUUCAAUCCCCAGCAGAGUCGUCAUCAUCACCUCUGCCUGAAGCCCUGGAGAGCCGCUGCCAGUCAGUGUAGACCAGGUAUGUCCAAAGUCCGUUUUGGGGGCCUAAUCCUGCCCACCGGUCAGUUUAAUCCUGCCCCUGUGGCAGUUUAUUUCCUGGGGUGAAUGCUCAACAACUUCAAUCCUAAAAAAAAGUCAACAACUUUGGUUGGUCCUUUGGUCAGCCCUCAUGGCCCUUCACUUCAUCAAAUCUGGCCCUCUUUGAAAAAUGUUUGGUGUAGACAGUUCAGAGCUAGGUGGACCAAUGGUCCGAUUCAGUAAAAGGCAGCUUCCUGUUUAUUGUGAAAUUGCUUUGAAGUGCUUCAUUGGAAGCAAUUCACGAAUGUAAAUAUUGUAAUGCCAUCGUACAAAUCUAUGGUGCAACCUCGCCUCAAAAAGGAUAUUGUAGAGUUGGAAAAGGUUCAGAAAAGGGCCACCAAAACAAUUAAGGGAAUUGAAUUUUGGACGAUUCAAGACAGAUAAAAGGAAGUCCUUCUUCACAUUGUUGAACUAUGGAGCUCCCUUCCAAAGGAGGCAGUGAUGGCCACCAACUUCGAUGGCUUUGAGACAAAUUCAUGGAGGAGAUAGCCAUUGAUGGCUACUAGCCAUGAUGACUAUGCCCUGCCUCCACAGUUGGAGGCAGUCAAGUUUCUAAAUACCAGCUGCUGGAGACCAUGGGAGGGGAGAGGGCUCUUGUGUCUGAAUUCUGCUUGCGGGUUUCCCACAGGUUGGCCACUGUGAGAACAGGAUGCUGGACCACCUGGGCCACUGGCUUGAUCCAGCAGGCCUUUCUUACGUCCUUACACAUGAUAAUAAAUAAUUAUCCCUUUCUUCCUUCUCCCAGGCCCGAUUCCGAGUGUGAUGAUAAUUGAGAUGUUCCUCCAGUCGUCUCGCCCAGCGGCAUUCAUGGUUGGAGGCUCUGUUCACUGGCUUUCAAACUUCACAGUGGGUCUGGUCUUCCAAUACAUGGACGUAAGGAAAUUGCGGAUUCAUAACAUUUCUGCUUAAGGCAAUUCAGUUUUAUACAGGGGCAGCGAAUAUGUUUCUCUUCGGGGCAGCCUUCAGAUCAUUACUCUGAUUUAGCCAGCCCAGAAGCCUCCACUUUUGUAAGGAUCAGAUUGGGACCCUCCUGGCUCCUUCUUAUCACUGGAUCCCUGAUGACUUGGAAGCUGUAAUACCACCCUUUGGCCAUCCAGUGUGGUGGCGCCACAGUGCAGGCCAACUCUUUAGUAUGCAAAUUGCCCUGAGGUUGCCGCUCUAGGCACCCGAGCCAUGCUGCCAAAAUUCCCUACCGAAAGUCCCUAAAUGCUUCCUGUCGGAUAGCUCAUGGUGGGUGCUAGCCUUUGACAAUGGUAGACAUUCGCUAAGGCCCACCCUAGUGGGGACUUUAGCAGAAUCAAAUGGUAAAGUUUUUCUGCUUUGGGUUACAAGAGGGGAAGGGAAUAUUUUGCAGCUUGGGGGCCAUGUUCCUUUCUGUGCAACCUUCCAGGGGCCACACAACAGAGAUUUGCUUCUCUUCAACAGAGGGUUGUCAACUCAGUGUAGACCCAUUGAAAUGAAUAGACCCAAGUUUGUUGUGUCCAUUAAUCUGAAUAGGUCUACUCUGAGCAAGACAAGCACUGCAUGCAACUCAGUGUGGUCCUAAAUCGAGCCAACAUCCCAAUGCAUUUUGAACCUGGUGAUGGUUCUUCUGGAGUAAAGAGUAGGAAAAACAAAAUCAUUUUCCAGUAACUCAUCAUUCUCAUCUCAUCUCUCCCUCCCUCUCCUGUUCUCACUUAUUUUUCCUCUAUAUAGCAAGGACUCGGGGCCUAUUCCUUCCUCAUUUUCUGUGGCAUCUGCCUGCUCACCGUCAUUUACAUCUUCCUGGUAGUCCCCGAAACCAAGAACAAAACCUUCAUGGAAAUCAACCAGAUAAUGGCAAAGAGGAACGGCACGGAAGAAGAGGCGGACAAAGAGGAGCUGAAGGAUUUCGCCCCCAUCUCACAGCCUUACAGCAAGAAAGCCGAGGCGCAGAGGAACAGCGCCCUUUAAGACGCCCCUGAUCCCUCGCCCAGGAGUGGCUGAAGCCCAACUCUCCUCCAGCCGUCUUGGUGGCACAUGCCAUCCUUCGAAUUUCCUCCCGCUCCCUGCAUUGUCGUGGGCGAGGUGUAAAUAACCCCAUGCAGCUGUGCCCUGCGGUACCCUCCUUGCUACAUCCUUCUCACAUGGACAAAAACUCCCACCAGCACCCCCCAAAAAAGCUAUUGCCCUUUCUCUAGCAUCAAAGACUUUGCCAUUUCCAGAUGCCUUGCCUAUAAUUCACCUGUUCAAGUCAUAUUUCUGAAGAACCAAGAUGGGGAACUUCUUCCCAAUUCGGAAGCGUUUCCAAAGACGGUAACUGAGUUUGGAGGAUGUUGGUAAAGUGAUCUGCAGGCAGAUGUGUGUUUGGUUGUUAGGCUGCUGUGACUCCGUCUGACCUGAGAUUCACUGUAUGGCUGGACCCAAAGUCCUCUUAGAAAUGUAGCGUUUCCUCUCUGCAUUUCAGCGCAGGGGGAAGCAUUUCCUUCUCACGAAGCCAUGCUGCUUACGCUGGGGUAAGGUGAACAGACAAUUCUUCUGCCUUCACAUCCCACAAACUGAAGCACAGACCUGGGGAUGUACUCCGAGGUGACUCAAGAUAAUCUGAUUUUAGACACCUAGCAUGCAAUUCCUCUUUGCCAAAGGCGGAGGACGUGCCAAAAUUCAGCGCCUUGUAAAAGAUACGAAGAAUAAUCAAGUGAGGCUGCACGGGAAAGUCUCACAGAGCUGGAAGGGGCCUCAAGAGCAUCCAACUGUGUUUAACAUUUUUCCAUGUUAUGUGGAAAUCAGGGACUUUGGCUGAGGCUUUGACACCCCCUAUCACAGCAGUGGGGGACCUAAUUGUGCUCCCCAGCCCCUCCGCCAUUGACCCACAAGACCAUUUCAGCCAAGCUGUCUUACUGGACCCAUCAAAGAGAAUGAACAUGAUUACCUUAGAUUCAUGCAUUCCAGUGGGUCUGCAUUGAGCAUAAUUCGGUUGGAUACAAUCCUGAGAUCUUGUAGGACAUCAGGCGCAGGCAGGUAAAAGACCUGACCCAGCCAAAAAGGGCUUCACCAAACCUACCCACCCCCCAAUCAGCCCUAGUGCAACACAAACCCAGAGGCCUUUCAUCUGCUGCAGCCCUUAUUUUAACUCUGCAUGGGGGUGGGCAUGUGACAGAGUCCCUGUUUCAUUGCAGGAAGCCCUGCCAAUGGAAAAAAGUGAAACUCUAUCUGUCCAAUGCCUGCACUGGCAUUUCUAGCCUUAAAAAGCCCCCACGCCCAACUUGAUGGGGUUCCUAACGAGGUCUCAAAUGACACAGUGGACCCAGAAUAAUUCUGAAUUCCUUGCUGGAGAGUGUGUGUGUGUGUGUUUGCAGCGGGGUCAAGAUGUUUUGGCACCUAUCUCUGCUUGUUAAGGAAGUGAAAGGAGUCUGUUACAACACAGUUUUUAACCUCAGCUCUUCCCCUGCUGCAUCGGUAUCAAUUGUCAGGCUAUAAUGGUUAUAACUAAAACACUAAUUUUAAUCAUUUUGAUUUUCAUUAAAGCACUAAUGGAGCUCUAAUUUUGAUUCAGCCUUAGCUGAACAGGCAAAUAAGUCUAGAAGGCAGUAUCCCUUGAAUGCCUUCCACCUGACCGGCUUGAGAUUUUGCUGUCUGCUUUUCCUGAAGGUGGACCUUUUCUUACCACCUAGAAACUAUCAUAAAAAUUUGCAAUUUAAUUUUAAGCACAAUUUGUGUGCGUUACACUUAAAAAAGGUAAAGGUACCCCUGCCCGUACGGGCCAGUCUUGACAGACUCUAGGGUUGUGCGCUCCUCUCACUCUAUAGGCCGGGAGCCAGCGCUGUCCGGAGACACUUCCGGGUCACGUGGCCAGCGUGACAAGCUGCAUCUGGCAAGCCUGCGCAGCACACGGAACACCGUUUACCUUCCCACUAGUAAGCGGUCCCUAUUUAUCUACUUGCACCCGAGGGUGCUUUCGAACUGCUAGGUUGGCAGGCGCUGGGACCGAGCGACGGGAGUGCACCCCGCCGCGGGGAUUCGAACCGCCGACCUUUCGAUCGGCAAGUCCUAGGCGCUGAGGCUUUAACCCACAGCUUUACACUUACCAUGUGCUUUAAAAAGUGGUGAACGGGUGUCCUUGCUCGUGGAUGAAGUGAGGAAUAUAAUAAUACACAUUUGAAUUUUAAAAUUAUUGUUAUUUUAGUAUUGAACUGGGGUUAUUUUAGAGGGGAAAGCAGGUUUUUAGGAUUAAGGGAUGUAUAACACACAUUCUAAGGGACGCGGGUGGCGCUGUGGUCUAAACCACUGAGCCUAGGGCUUGCCGAUCAGAAGGUUGGCGGUUUGAAUCCCCGCGAUGGGGUGAGCUCCCAUUGCUCGGUCCCAGCUCCUGCCAAUCUAGCAAUUCGAAAGCACGUCAAAGUGCAAGUAGAUAAAUAGGUAAGGUAAGGUAAGGUAAACAGUGUUUCCAUGCGCUGCUCUGGUUGCGCCAGAAGCGGCUUAGUCAUGCUGUCCACAUGACCCGGAAAAACUGUCUGCGGAGUGGAGAAAUGCUAGCUCCCUCGGCCUGUAAAGUGAGAUGAGCUCUGCAACCCCAGAGUCGUUCGUGACUGGACUUAACUGUCAGGGGCCCUUUACCUUUACCUUUAGCACACAUUCUGGUUUAAAUCUGUGUUUUGCUGCUCUACACCGGGCAGUGGGUUAUCUCAGCCAAGGGAUACUGGCCAAGUCAGUGGAGGCUGGUUCAUUAAGGGCAAAUGGGGCACUGCCCCACAAGCAUUCGUUUGCCCUAAGCCACACUCCACCUGCCUGCUUUAUUACUCAACAGAAAGUGUAGCUUCUUUCCCUUUAGUUUCAGUAUUGCCCUUAUAGAACCGAAUGGAGGAAGAUGGGGACAAAACUAGUCAGACGGCUCGGUCUGUCAUUUACUCUGGCUCCAUCUGCUGGUGAGCUCCCUGUCUUACACCCUACCAGUUCCAACGGGAACCAGCCACCUCUGGGCCAAGGAAGGAAAUGGGAGAGAACUGAUAAACACAGAAGGUUUUUGUAUCAACAGAACUAACAAUUUCUCUCACACCGAACAGGCUUGAUUCUCCUGGGUGGUGUGUAUAUAUGGAAACAAACCAAAACCCCUUUCACAUAGAAAACUCAGAUUAUUAGAAUAGUGUUAACCUAGCCUUGCCCUUGACAUGCUAGCUUUCCACAUGCAACCUGAAGUGGCAGAGCCAGGUUAACCAUCUGUGUGUGAAUUAGGCCUGCCUGAGUGGGUCCCUUUUCCUGGCCCAGUACUAAAGACUGAAAAAAAACAACCCAGAACAAAGGAUUAAUUGCUUUAAAACAAGGCAAAUUGUUGGUCCAUGUAGCUCAGUGCUGCCUACACUGACUGGCAGUGACUCUCAGCUUUCAGGCAGGGGAUAUAUUCUCAGCUUUACUAGGAGAUGCUGGGGGAUUGAACCUGGGACCUUCUGUGUGCAAGGCAGAUGCUUUACCACUGAGCUAUGGCUCUCUGGGGUUCCAUAGAGGGCUCUUUCCCAGCCUUAUCUGAAGCUGCCUGGGAUAAAAUCUGCGGCUCUCUAGACGCAGCUAUGGUCUCAGCUGCACACUCCAUUUAUUGGGAUGCUCAGCUGGUCUCAACGAUCAAGGUGGGCUCUCAUAAUUGACCCGAGCUGUCCUAAGGAAUAGGCAAUGCAAUCAAAUGCUUGUUUUUCAAGAAUUUUGAGUCCCAGCAUGUUCAGUUGAUCUUGCUGCCCAGUAAGUUUUGAGCUUCAACCUAAAUCUCCCAGUUUUAUUAUGGGUUUCUGUUUACUCACUGUCUGCCCCCUCCCAUCCAUUUUUAAUUGUUGCUUGUUUGGACUUCAUAUAACAAGACACACAAGUUUAAUCACAAUAUAUGAUUGAUCUUCAAGUGCCUCCAGAUUGCCUAUUGUUAAGCAUCCAUUUUAAUACGUUUGCAAGAGGUUAAAUGAAUUUGCAUCACAGCAAGUAUUAAUCCAAAGUGUUCCAGAUCAUUUCCUCCAUCACUUUCCUUACUACAAAAAGAGAAGUGGAUUUGUUCUACAGACCAUCCCAAGCAACUAUAAUGGUGCAACCUGAAUUUGCCAGGAUAUGAUUGAAUCCCUCUUGAAAAUAGUGACAGUCUGGAAGUGUCCUUGGUUUCAAGGUGUAUGAUAUGUUUCUCACCUGCCCCAGAAAACAACAAAACAGUAUUUGUCUAUGAACAAAGGGGAAGAGUGUUUAAAAAGACAAUUUUGUAAAAGGAGUGGAUAUUGUGUGUGUUGUUUGCUGAUUGAUUGUUAUUUUUCAUCUCCCUGGAAGGGGGAUACAUUUUGUACAAAAGAUCAUUGUCUAUUUUUGUAAAUAGAGCAAAAAAUAUAAAAUAAAAGCCAUCUUGUAAAGCCU
Molecule: messenger RNA, 21682 nt
Organism: Podarcis lilfordi (Lilford's wall lizard)
Lineage: Eukaryota; Metazoa; Chordata; Lepidosauria; Squamata; Lacertidae
Source: the annotation of a GenBank genome assembly